Messenger RNA from Diceros bicornis minor, 1354 nucleotides. It is a transcript of the gene C34H19orf84, whose product is annotated as chromosome 34 C19orf84 homolog. The record is from RefSeq and is a predicted model, not a curated record. NCBI's taxonomy places the organism in Eukaryota, Metazoa, Chordata, Mammalia, Perissodactyla, Rhinocerotidae. The coding region runs from base 79 to 639 and encodes 186 amino acids. The transcript has 2 exons.
GGACCUUUCCCCGCCUGCGUGGGCCCGGGAGAAUUCAAGGGGAAGGUGCUGGAAGAGACUUCAGAGACCCCUGUGGAGAUGGAACAGCAAAAGGAAGGGGCUGGGCCCGAGGGGAACAACCUACCCCUGCCGUCACCUGGGCCUGAGUUGUGGCCCCCUGCACCUUUCCCAGCCCUGUCACCUUCUCUCCUGGGCACGCCAGACCCAGCCCACCUGGGGCUCCCCGAGAGCCUGUCGUCUGUCACCGUCCCCAUCCGCCUGGAUGCCCUCUCCUACCUCCUGCACAGCGCCCUGCUGGGGGCCUACAGCCUUCAGCAGUCCUUGCCCUCCUGCCCCUGCUCCCAGCAGGCAUGCUGCACCCGGCCCUGCACCACCAAGAGGCCAUGCCAGGGACGCGGAGGGUGGGAAGUCUGGCGCAGGCCAAGCCGGGGCCAGGGCCAGCAGCGAUGGGGACCUGGGAGGGCUGAGCAGCCAGAGAGGAGCUGGGUGGGGGACUCUGGGGCUGGCCCCAAGACCCCACCGAUGAUGCCGCCCUCACCACCAACACCGCCUGCCCAGGAUGGGAAGAGAGAAGCCCGAGGUCCGGAGACACCCCUGGACACACCACCUGCUGCUGAGGACUGGGAGGCAGAGUACUAGGACCCUGAGCGUCCAGCACUCUGGGCUCUGGAGAGGGCCCCUCAGAUCACCAGAAGGAUUGUCCUGGAACCCAGGGUGACUCCAGCCCUGUCAGAGCUACCCCAAGAAGCAUCCUGUUCCCAUCCCUCUUCCCCAAAACCAUGGCCUCAGAAGUGGGGCCUGCAAGUCACCUGGUGAAACCUGGACCUGACUUAGGAUCCCAAGCCAGAAAAAACCCUGAACCUCAUACCCAGGCCCAAACACCUGCCUCUCCCCAUUCCCAACACCAUCCCCAGCUACAGUGACAACCCCACCCUCAUUCUCACCCCCAGGGCUCCUCUAACCCCAUCCCCAACCCCAAAGCCAUUCCCACCCCUUCUGCAACCCCCAGCCCAUGCUGCCUCUCAGUACCCUAUUCCCAAUCCCCUUCAUCCCCGUUCCUGUCCCGAACUCCACCCUAAUGCUCCUCAUUCCCCACCUACCUCAGGCCAAGCCGGUCCUCAUCCUUAGUUUCACCCCAAACCCAGCCCAUCUUCAACCCCAGCCAGCCUCAUCUCGUCCUCAACCUCCUUCCUGUCCCAGCCCCAACUGUGACAUGUCCUGUGACCCCACCCUGCAAAGAACCCCAUUGUUCAACAUAUCCAGACACCUGCAGCACCCACCCUGUUUCCUACCCUUGGGGGGCCCUGGGUGAACAAUAAAUAGAUGACUGUCCCUAUGUCUGGUGUCUCUGUGU